Messenger RNA from Folsomia candida, 485 nucleotides. RefSeq lists its product as uncharacterized. Lineage: Eukaryota; Metazoa; Arthropoda; Collembola; Entomobryomorpha; Isotomidae. The transcript has 2 exons. The record is from RefSeq and is a predicted model, not a curated record. The coding region runs from base 65 to 415 and encodes 116 amino acids.
UUCAGUCUAGCCAGCUGUGCGGACCUAAAAUAUUUAAUUCAAACGCCUAACAAAGUAAUUUAUCAUGGUGGAACUUACCUUCAUAGUUUGUGCAUCCGCCCUUGCUUUCAUUAUUUGUUUCGCACUCUAUAUCAAUUGGGUUGUCUGGAUUAAGGGAAAUGAUCCAAAGGAAACUUCAAAUUUUGGAGUUACUAGCUCAGAAGAAGAAAUACGUGAGCAUAAAAAUAGCGCUCAAGUCAGCGUCAUCGCCUCGCAGGGGACUCAACUUCCAGAUUAUGAUUCCUUUAUGCUCGCAAAUUCUAAUGGGAAGCGUGGAAAUUGUGACUGUAUUUUGGUAAUGGAAGAAACUUAUUGUGCUCCACCGACAUAUGAGGAAUCCUUAUCGUUGGCCAUGAAAAAACAUGGAAAGACAUGAUUGGAACGAAUUAAGUAAAUAUGUAAAAAAGACUAAUUUAAAAAAGUAAAUAAACUAUAACGAACAUGCA